AUGUCGAUGUCCAAGAGCUCGAAGAUGCUCCAGUACAUCAACUACCGGAUGCGCGUGACGAUCCAGGACGGCCGCCAGCUAAUCGGAAAAUUCAUGGCCUUCGACCGCCACAUGAACCUCGUCCUUGGUGACUGCGAGGAGUUCCGCAAGCUUCCGCCGGCGAAGGGCUCCAAGGAGGAGCGCGAGGACCGCCGCACCCUUGGCCUCGUCCUACUCAGGGGCGAGGAGGUGAUCUCCCUCACCGUCGAGGGCCCCCCUCCCCCAGACGACAACCGUCUCAAGACGACCGCGGCCGGCGCCAUUCCCGGUCCGGGGAUAGGCCGCGCGGCGGGAAGGGGCGUUGCCGCCGGCCCGAUAUCCGCGCAGCCGGGGCUCGCCGGGCCCGUCCGCGGCGUUGGUGGGCCCGCGCCGUCCAUGAUGCAGCCCCAGUUCUCGCGGCCUCCACAGAUAGCGGUGCCGCCCAUGGUUUACCCUCAGCAGCCGCCGGUCGUGAGGCCGCCGCCGGCGGCGGCGGUGGCUCCGCCACCGGGAGGAUUUCCAACAAGGCCGGGAAUGCCACCUAUGCCUCAUCCGCCGCAGUUCAGGCCUGGAAUGCAGCCGCUGCCAGGUGGAUUUGCUCCUCCACCUCAGUUUGGACAGAGGCCGCCAAUAAUGCCGCCAGGUCAGAUGAUGAGGGGUCCGCCACCUGGUGGGCCACCACCUAGGCCUGGAAUGCCCCCACCAGGUCAGCAGCAGCCACCUAGGCCAGGGAUGCCGCCACCUAUGCCCGGCGGACAAGCUCAAAUGUUUGGUCCACCUAGGCCGGGAAUGCCACCACCGCCUAAUGCUCCUCCUCAGAAUCAACAGUAG
Striga hermonthica is the source of this 849-nucleotide messenger RNA. The record is from the annotation of a GenBank genome assembly. Lineage: Eukaryota; Viridiplantae; Streptophyta; Magnoliopsida; Lamiales; Orobanchaceae.